AUGAUGCUUAGGCUGACCAGGUCAGCCCUCCUGGGGCUCGUGUGCGCAACCACCAGCCUCGCCGCCGCGCCCCCCUCCGGCGUCGUAGCAGCAACCAGGUCCGACAGUAGCUCGGCCUUCGUGUCGGCAUGGUCGGGCGUCAGGUCGGGUGGCGGCUGCCGCUCGGAGGAGUGGAGAAGCAACUGCACGCCUGUGCGCGCCGCAGGCGCCAACCGGCCGUUCUCGUCCGCUCGCAGGCCGGCACGUAGCAGCAGCAGCAGCAGGGCGAGGUCAAGCAGGCCUUCGCAGGGAGGAGCUCUGCGGAUGGGCAGGGACUUAUACGAGGUGCUCGGCGUGGACAGGGGUGCCGACAAGUCGCAGCUCAAGUCGGCCUUCCGGAAGCUCGCCCGCGAGUACCACCCUGACGUCAACGACUCCCCCGGCGCCAGCGAGAAAUUCAACGAGAUCAGCACCGCCUACAGCGUCUUGAACGACGACGAACAGCGGCAGCGUUACGACCAGUUUGGCGAGGCGGGGAUCGGAAGAGGAGGCGGAGGAGGGGGUGCGGGAUUCGACCAAGUCGACCUUUCGGACAUUUUCGACAGCUUUUUUGGUGGAGGCGGUAUGGGUGGCGGGGGCCGGCAGCAGCAGAGACGGCAGGGGCCUGUACGGGGUGACGAUCUUCGAGUGGACCUUGACUUGGACUUCAAGUCAGCUUGCUUCGGAGUGGAAGAGAAGGUCCGCAUUCGCCACCUGGAGACCUGCAACACGUGCUCGGGCAGCGGCGUGAAGCCAGGGGCCAAGGUCAGCACGUGCGGGCAGUGCGGGGGCUCCGGUGUGGUGAUUCAGGCCACCCGUACCCCCCUCGGCGCCUUCCAGACCCAGACGACUUGCCCAACUUGCCGCGGGACCGGAGAGGUUGUCGAGGAGUACUGCGGGUCUUGCUCUGGCCAGGGGGUCGUGGAGAAGACCAAGCAGGUCAAGGUCAAGGUCCCAGCCGGAGUGGACGACGGCAACAAGCUCCGGGUCAAGGGCGAGGGAGACGCGGGAGCGAAGGGGGGGCCUGUGGGAGACCUGUACGUGUUCCUCAACGUCAAGAGCGACCGUAAGUUCAAGCGGACAGGGAAGGACAUCUACAGCGAGCAGAAGAUUUCGUACCUGGACGCCAUCCUCGGAAACGACAAUGUGAACGUGGAGGUCGUGGACGGGAACGUUGAGAUCAAGGUGCCCGCGGGCUGCCAGCCGGACACGGUGCUGCGCAUCCGAGGGAAGGGAUCCCCGCAGCUCAACAACGCGUCGGUCCGUGGUGACCAUUACGUGACGAUGAAGGUCGCCAUCCCGAGAGACGUGAGCGCGGAAGAGAGGAGUUUGUUGGAGGAGCUCCAGACGAAGGGGGGCGGGAAAAUCAAGGACAGCAAGAAGAAGAGCAAGGGAAACAAGGGUUUCGGCGGCAUCUUCAGCUAAAUAAUUUUGCCAUCAUGAAGGAUGAACUCUCCGGCGGGGGGGUUUCGUCGCUUCAUUUUCUGCUGGCGGCCCACGCACAGCAGCAGCAGGCGGAACUUAAUGGACCAAGUCUCGGCGACGACGCUGUGUUGAGAUUUGUUGCCGUUUUGACUUUUGCGGUGUAGCCGGCCUUGAGUUUCGGAACAUUUUUCGGAAUCUUGUUGUGUUUGUGCCCCCCCCCCC
This is a messenger RNA of Ectocarpus siliculosus, 1665 nucleotides long. The record is from the annotation of a GenBank genome assembly. NCBI's taxonomy places the organism in Eukaryota, Phaeophyceae, Ectocarpales, Ectocarpaceae.